UACUCCCCCUUACUGGGAUUGCGGCGCGGGCACUGCUGUUCGCGGGGCUGGACGCCGGGGGGGGGGCUUAUAUAUUAGAGGCACCGUUCUUGUUCAUGGCUUUGCAACUCUCAUGCUGAUUGCGUGGUUAAUACUGCAUCAGAAGCAUCUGCAGCCGCCCAUUUGGAUGGGUGUCAUGGAAAACCAGUUACAGCAUUUUAAUUGAUGAAACCUGCUCCUUCAGAAGUGUGCACUGGAGUAAAAAGGAUACCAUUUGCGUCCAGAAUAUUUCUUUCUCCAGCACCAAUUUUCUGUCUCCUGUGACCAUGGCAAUAGCAUUGAGAAGAGCUGUGUGGUCCAGUACUAUGUGGAUGCAUGUAGCAACAUUCAGUAGGCAGGCCUCAGUACAGAAUGGAGCAAUGCAUUGUGCUCGCCAUAAAUCUACAUAUUCAGUCCUUCCAGAAGACUAUAACUGUAAAGUGGAACUUGCCAUGACAUCGGAUGGAAGGACAAUUGUCUGCUACCAUCCUUCAGUUGAAAUUCCAUAUGAGCACACACAGCCCAUACCUCGACCAGAUCCAGUGAAUAACAAAGAAGAAACACACGAUCAAGUGCUGAAAUCUAGAUUGGAAGUGAAGGAGCUAAAGAAUAGCAAAGGUCCUACAUUUGAGGAGCUCAGCAAAAUGUUUUAUACAACAAAACAUCGCUGGUACCCUGUGGGACAGUAUCACAGAAGACGCAAGAAACUCAAUACUCCUAAAGACAGAUGAUUACAAUAAUUUGUGUCUCUGCUCUGUGUCAUUAUCCAUACUGGAAAUAAACCACAAAAACAGGAGUUUUGCUGAUCAA
Mauremys reevesii (Reeves's turtle) is the source of this 828-nucleotide messenger RNA. RefSeq names its product mitochondrial ribosomal protein L42 (gene MRPL42). NCBI's taxonomy places the organism in Eukaryota, Metazoa, Chordata, Testudines, Geoemydidae. The record is from RefSeq and is a predicted model, not a curated record. The transcript has 6 exons. Bases 306 to 749 code for a protein of 147 amino acids. Gene Ontology annotation, cellular component: mitochondrial large ribosomal subunit.